Molecule: messenger RNA, 3379 nt
Organism: Emys orbicularis (European pond turtle)
Lineage: Eukaryota; Metazoa; Chordata; Testudines; Emydidae
Gene: RBM25
Product: RNA binding motif protein 25
Exons: 20
Coding region: 35-2611 (858 amino acids)
Biological process (GO): regulation of alternative mRNA splicing, via spliceosome; mRNA processing
Cellular component (GO): spliceosomal complex
Molecular function (GO): mRNA binding
Source: RefSeq, a predicted model, not a curated record
UUUCCCCCUACGCCCUUCUAGCCCUCACCACUCUAUGAUUGCUGCUGCAAGAAUGUCUUUUCCACCUCACUUGAAUCGCCCUCCUAUGGGAAUCCCAACACUUCCACCUGGGAUUCCACCUCCACAAUUUCCUGGUUUUCCUCCACCUGUACCUCCUGGGACCCCCAUGAUUCCCGUACCAAUGGGUAUUAUGGCUCCUGCUCCAACGGUCUUAGUUCCUACCACGGUGUCCAUGGUUGGAAAGCACUUGGGAGCCAGAAAAGAGCACCCUGGUCUAAAGAAUAAAGAAAAUGAUGAAAACAGCGGUCCCACUACCACUGUCUUUGUGGGCAACAUUUCCGAGAAGGCAUCAGAUAUGCUUAUAAGACAGCUCCUAGCUAAAUGUGGCUUGGUUUUGAGUUGGAAGAGAGUGCAAGGGGCAUCUGGAAAACUUCAAGCUUUUGGAUUUUGUGAAUACAAAGAACCAGAAUCCACUCUACGAGCACUGAGACUACUCCAUGACCUCCAGAUUGGAGAGAAGAAGCUGCUAGUUAAAGUUGAUGCCAAGACAAAAGCUCAGCUAGAUGAAUGGAAAGCAAAGAAAAGGGCUUCCAAUGGGAACUCCAGACCAGAGUCUACAAAUGAUGAUGACGAAGCACUGGAUGAGGAAACAAAGAGAAGAGAUCAGUUAAUUAAAGGGGCCAUUGAAGUAUUAAUACGAGAAUAUUCCAGCGAGCUCAAUGCCCCUUCCCAGGAAUCUGACUCUCAUCCCAGGAAGAAGAAAAAGGAAAAGAAGGAGGACAUUUUCCGCAGAUUUCCAGUGGCCCCACUGAUACCUUAUCCACUCAUCACCAAGGAGGAUAUAAAUGCUAUAGAAAUGGAGGAAGACAAAAGAGACCUGAUAUCAAGAGAGAUCAGUAAAUUCAGAGACACACACAAGAAACUGGAGGAGGAAAAAGGCAAAAAAGAGAAAGAGAGACAGGAAAUUGAAAAAGAACGGAGAGAAAGAGAGAGGGAACGGGAGCGUGAACGAGAGAGGAGGGAGCGCGAAAGAGAGAGGGAACGGGAGCGUGAACGAGAGAAGGAGAAAGAACGGGAGCGUGAACGAGAGCGGGAUAGGGAUCGUGACCGGACUAAAGACAGAGACAGAGACCGGGAUCGAGACAGAGACAGAGACCGUGAAAGGAGCUCAGACCGCAACAAGGAUCGAAGCAGAUCAAGAGAGAAAAGCAGAGACAGAGAACGUGAACGGGAGCGGGAGCGGGAAAGAGAACGGGAGAGAGAGCGGGAGAGAGAACGAGAGCGGGAAAGGGAAAGGGAGAGAGAACGGGAGCGUGAGCGAGAAAAGGACAAGAAAAGGGACCGAGAAGAGGAUGAAGAGGAUGCCUAUGAACGCCGAAAGCUGGAAAGGAAACUACGUGAGAAGGAAGCUGCUUAUCAAGAGCGUCUUAAAAACUGGGAGAUCAGAGAACGGAAGAAAACUAGAGAAUAUGAAAAAGAAUCUGAGAGGGAAGAAGAAAGACGAAGGGAAAUGGCAAAAGAAGCCAAACGGCUAAAAGAAUUUUUAGAAGAUUAUGAUGAUGACAGAGAUGAUCCAAAAUAUUACAGGGGUAGUGCUCUUCAAAAAAGAUUGAGAGAUAGGGAGAAAGAGAUGGAAGGAGAUGAACGAGAUAGGAAGAGGGAGAAAGAAGAGUUGGAAGAAAUCAGGCAGCGCCUUCUGGCAGAAGGACAUCCAGAUCCAGAUGCAGAACUCCAGAGGAUAUGGAAAGCUUUUUUGGUUUCCAGUCUUUAUAUGGAACAAGAGGCCGAAAGGCGCCGACAGCCACAAAUCAAACAGGAGCCAGAAUCUGAAGAAGAAGAGGAAGAAAAGCCAGAAAAAGAGGAAAAAAGGGAAGAACCAGAGGAAGAGGAGGAGGAACCGGAACAAAAGCCUUGCCUUAAACCAACCCUACGACCCAUCAGCUCUGCCCCAUCUGUUUCAUCUGCUAGUGGCAACGCAACCCCUAACACCCCUGGUGAUGAAUCUCCCUGUGGCAUCAUCAUCCCUCAUGAAAACUCGCCUGAUCAGCAACAGCCAGAGGAGCAUAGACCUAAAAUAGGACUUAGCCUCAAAUUGGGUGCCUGCAAUAGUCCAAGCCAGCCCAAUGCUGUGAAGAGGAAGAAGCUCCCCGUGGACAGUGUAUUCAAUAAAUUUGAGGAUGAAGACAGUGAUGAUGUGCCCCGGAAAAGGAAAUUGGUCCCCUUGGAUUAUGGUGAAGAAGAUAAAGGCUCCUCCAAGGGCAAUGUCAAUACAGAAGAAAAGCGCAAACAUAUUAAAAGUCUUAUUGAGAAAAUUCCCACAGCCAAACCAGAGCUCUUUGCUUAUCCUCUUGAUUGGUCUAUUGUGGAUUCAACAUUAAUGGAACGUCGAAUUAGACCAUGGAUCAACAAGAAAAUAAUAGAAUAUAUUGGUGAAGAAGAAGCCACACUAGUUGAUUUUGUUUGUUCAAAGGUUAUGGCUCAUAGUUCGCCGCAGAGCAUAUUGGACGAUGUUGCUAUGGUACUAGAUGAAGAAGCGGAAGUUUUUAUAGUCAAAAUGUGGAGGCUAUUGAUAUACGAAACAGAAGCCAAGAAAAUCGGUCUAGUGAAGUAAAGCACUCUCCUUGCUUUUAGGGUUCCAUUUGUUUUUUUUGUUUUCCUUUUCCAUCAUUCAAGAACUUUGAAUUUUCUCUGUCCUCGGAGACACUUGUGAGACCUGUAUUUUUUUUAUGUAGAAAAUGUGAAAAAAAACGUGUCCUCUGCUCUGUUGAGGCCACUCUGCCCCCCUCGGUUAUGGUUAUAUGAAUCCUGCAUUGUUUCUCUUUAUAGUUCACCAGGUACAAUUACUGGUAUGUUUUAUAAGAUGCAGCUACUGUACAAGUCUCUGGUGAUCUUGUUCGGCAAAUCUGUUCCUUGUAAAUAUUAAAAAGACUCCAUUGUUUUGCAAAACAUUUGCACUUAAUGUGGAACUAUAUCAUACAGACCAAGAGAAUUGAUUUUACUGAAAGUGUAUCAUCCUCGUCUCUCUUCUCCUCCCGCCCCCUUUUUAUUUAAAGAACGAUCAUAAUAGAAUUGAAAUUAGAAUUGUAAAAAUAGAAUAAGUGGAUGGAGCGACUUUCUCGGCUUUCACAGUAUGUGUGAGCGCGUGCCUGCGACUGUUGAUUUGUCCCCCUCAUCUGACUUAGGGAGAGGAGUGGCCUUAAGCUUUUCAUUGUAUGUGAACGUGCAGGAAAAAUGGUGGUGUUUUGCCAAUUUAGAAUUCCUUGUGAAACUGGCCAGAUUCCUCCUGCAAAUGCUCAACCUUCCCAUAAAGGGAAUGCAGAUUACAGGAUACUUCUUAUUCUUUGUUAGUUAUGAUGAGGAGAUGACUUCAGUGAGCACU